This is a messenger RNA of Laetiporus sulphureus 93-53, 2812 nucleotides long. RefSeq lists its product as uncharacterized. The record is from RefSeq and is a predicted model, not a curated record. The coding region runs from base 86 to 2584 and encodes 832 amino acids. Lineage: Eukaryota; Fungi; Basidiomycota; Agaricomycetes; Polyporales; Laetiporaceae. The transcript is spliced from 2 exons.
CCGCGAUAUCCCCAUCCUCCUUUCUUACAUCACAUCGCUGAAUCUAUCUCAUAUCUUGAAUUGCCAUCUAUCUUUGUCUUGACUAAUGACACAAGAUUCCUGUGUAUAUCUUACAACCUCCCGCAUCAACCGCCUCUUCAGGCCACUUCGCGCCAAGUGCACUGCACUAGCCGAGUUUGUGUCUGUGUCGACGAGGAAAAGAGCGGCUGUCUCCGUAACAUAUUCUAGGACGACACGUUUCGCCUCUGCACAUGUAUUCGUUGACCGCGAUGUGCCACCCUUGGCCCUGCUGCAGCCACCGGAAGCUCUGCGGUCGCGCAUUCAUCUGGAUAGGACGAGUAUGGACAACCUUCAACUAUCGAGGAAGAUAUAUGAUGUACGAGAUGCAUUCAAAAACAUCUUACAAGCAUCGUUAGGAUCAACUGCAGUCCGCGGCCAUUCCGGGCCAUCCAGCCUUGCUGCUCUAUGUGCAGGUAUCGUAGGGGAGAACCUCCACGAUGACGUCGAAGCCUAUCAGGAGGGUCUGUUACAAAUGGGAAAUGAUACAGACGAACAUGCCGCAAUGGAAUUUCUGGACGAUCUCUACGAAGCCGUCCCAGGACAUUAUCGCAGCUUUGCUGUUACCUCGCAUGCGGUAUCAUAUAUUCUAGACGUUUGCCCCCAUCAUCCUACCCUACUUACCGCCCUUCUCGACACUUGUCUCAACCACGCAUUAGUCAAAGAAUCUCAAUUCAUCCUACGCGCUUUGUUCAAGGCGGCCAUCCGAUCUACGGGCCAGAAUUACACGCCUAUCUGCCCGCUUGCUCAUCAUGCACACAGCAACUAUCUAACCACUCUCCGCGAUAUUUGUUGCUCGAACAACAAGUCCACUAUCUGUCUACAGCUCGAUGAUUAUACUUUCGCCGCACUUCUCAUAGAUGUGCUCGCAGAAUCUGGUGCAGGCUCAGUCGAAGCAUGGACCUCAAAGGCAGUCGCAAAGCUCGCGAUGCAAUUGCAGACGCAGAGCUUCACAGCAUUUAUUCGACUUUGUUCCGGACUGGCGAACAGCAUUGCCGACGCUGAGCAUCAAUCUACUCGGAGGAAAUCUAAAAAGAUAGACGACAUUCAGCCUGACUCUAAUGCGCCCUUGAAGAAGCGACUCGUGAAAUGGGUCAAGUCUGCACUAGAUCGCUUGCACUCACAAUUCUCGAGCGGCGACACCGCGGUGCUGUCAGCCGACGUUUCAGACAAUUUCAAUGCCGUCGUUGACUUCUUGCUUCUCGCCAUGCCUCUGCACUUUCGCGCUGUCCAAGACUUCUCAGAUCCUUCAAGUGCAAAUUUGACUGACGCGAUGGUCUGUUUGGGUACCUAUUGCCUCGCGGCGCCCCUCGCAUCUUCUCUGAUAUCGAGCGAUCUCGAGUCUCUGGUCAAACUGUUACACAGUGCACGUGCUGGGACGGAGACGUUUGAUACUUUGGUAUCAUUGGUGUUCUCUCCCACCCCUGCUUCUCCCCUCUUGGAUAAGGAGCCUUCAAGCCAGAGCUCAACCCCCACCCCUCCGCCCGAAUCAUCCAUCCCUCACGUAGGGGGACUGCAGGAACUUCGCAGAUAUGCACGUGCAUUACGUUCGCAUGACAUUUUCCACCUGGAAGCCUCACUGUGGUCAAACGCGCUGCGCCACGUCGAGGACAUAUUGCUUACGUCAAACUCACUGCCUUUCAUGUCAAAACCUGUAACGGCAGUCGACCUGGAUGCUAUCAGGAAAGAGCUUGUACGACGCGUCGAACGUGCCGAGGCACGAUGCUUUGGCGCUCGUAAUGCCUCCCGGCUUGCAGUUGCUCCUGUGACACAGCCUGGUGAUGCCGUGCCUAGUCCUGCUUCAACCCACAUGUUUGAGGCAAGGGAGCCUCACAGGGGUGAGGAAUAUGUUUGGGAGGAGAUGAUCAGCUCCUGGGUGCGGAAAACUCCAGUCGUUGAACGAAUGCCACGACCCUCCAAGCGGCGGAAAGUCGACCUUGACAGUCCUUCUGACCAGUCGGGUUGUCGAAAUUCCCUAUCAAAGUCGCGGCUGCGUCGGUCUCAAUCGCGAGAUUCACAUCCGUGCUCGGAUAGCAUACCAAGGGCACGUCGUUCCGUGUCUAGCACGAGCCUGGAGGUGAGCCCGACGGUAACAGCUGUGGCUUCCGACGAUUUCGACGCCCCUUUGAGCGCUGGGAGCACUAGUCGCUCUCUGUCUAGGUCUCCCAGCAAGCAUCGGCGGCAGGAUGAGUUGAAAACACUCAAUUGCACGCCGCACGGCCAACGUGAAGCUCAGUCGCGCGCUCGCCGCAUCUCGAACUUUGCAACCAUUGUCGCAGAUGCUCAGAUGAAUCGUAUCGUCCUACAUCCGGAGCGCAAAUCUGAGGAACGUUCUGGUAGCAGCGAUCGGUCUCCUCAGUCGCGGAAGAGCACUGCUGCAGAGGCUUUUGGUGAUCGCAGGUAUGUUACCGUUAAGAGGACUAUGUCGAGGAGUCCGGUUCGAAGUCUUUGCACUGCCGACCAGCUCUCAUCAGAUGAUGCUUUGGAUCUAUUCGCAUAUCGCUCGUCUUCGCCAUCCGAGCCAUAGAACGUCUAUCUACAGACUCUACAUGGCUCUACAUCGUACCUCAAGUGUAUUCGCAUAUUUGUCUACAUCAUGUACAUCGUUUCAUCAUCUACCCUUAGCUAUUUUGCAUGGAAUAUUGAUAGCAAUCGGCAUUGUUGUAUCGAUCAUACACCUCGUAUGUCUUAGUUGACUCUAUUUUGAUGUUUGUUCAGUUGGUCUCUGCUGUGAGGCUUGAAGGAUAUCUCCGCG